UAAAGUCCAAGCACAUGGGAGGUCGCAGUUUAGCACGCGCCAAAAUGCCAAAUGUGUUUGUGUCUGGUGGUGGGCCCCAACACUCAGUCAAACACACCGGCCACUAUUUUUUCAUGUUCAUACUGGAGGCCAAGUCUGGGGGCAGCACUAAAGCUGGAUGAGUUGAGCAGACAGUGCUGGCCCAAACAGACGAGCACAGACUGCUUGUCCAAAGUCCAGAGCCAUGUUGGAAGAGGAGGCCUCGCCGGAGAUGCAAAAGAAAGCACAGGAAGCUCAAUUAUUAGCCAAAGACCUCGUAAUUUUUGCAUGCCGCCCAGGUUAUUUGUGACUUAAGGAGUUUGCAAAGGCUCACUGUGAGGCCUACCAGGACGUGCUGGAGCAGGUGAUGCAGAAGGUCUCUCGGGUUCUCAACGAGCGUGUAGCUCAAGAUGAAGCGGACGCGCCUGCACUUGGCCGAAUCAUGACCGAGCCUGUCUACAACCCUGAUGAUGAGGACUUGCCGCUGCGGCCCACAGACAAUAUCCUCCUCCGUCGUGAUUCCAGGUGCAUCAUCAUGGAUGCCUUCGAGCUUGGUCGGGAGUUCCCUGAGGUGGAAAUCGAUCCGCGGCUCGUCUUCGACAACCCCACCAUCGAAUCCCUGAGUCAAGCCAUCGUUGAUCUUCCCAAGACCCAACGCACCAAGAGCGUGGAGAGCGCUAGUACUGCACAGCCAGGUGUGACCUUGACUUCGGUGGCUUUCACUCAGAUCACUGGGACGGGUGAGAUGGCCCCUUGCAGCUACAGACCCCGGGGUGGAGAGGCCUCCCGGUAUUAUCGCAGCACUGAUGGGAUGGAGAGUAUCCUCCUCCCUGCUAGCAUGGCGCGGAUUGGAGAUGAUACCAACUGCCCGACAGCGCGGGAGAACGAAGGACCCUCUCAUGUCGUGGAACUCAGUAGUUUCUUGAUGGAUAUCGAGCCUGUAAGUUUGGGCGCCUACGCGCGGUUCCUGAAUUUGACACAGCCAAGUCAAGAUGAGCUCUUUGACUUCUGCCUUUUACCUGCUGAAGAUGCAAGAUGUUGCCAUAUACCACUGACGUUGGGCGAGGAGGGGUGGCAGGUGAAACCCGGCGUGCCACCUAACUGGCCAAUGAUUCUGGUGUCCUGGUAUGGCGCCAAUGCAUACGCUCUCUGGGCCCAUGGAGAAGACUGGCGCAGCUACAAGACCGCCAGCAAGAGCUUCCUCCCGACAGAGGCUCAGUGGGAGUAUGCUGCGCGGGGCCCUGAGACCAUGCAGUUCCCUUGGGGAAAUGAUGAUGCCACGCCUGAUUUGCUCAAUGUCUGCUGGGACGCUAGCACGUAUGAUAGCAAGGGCAACGUCACGGCUCAUGUGGCAACUCCAUUGGAAGAGCUUCCUUUGGUGGGCGUCAAUGUCUUGAUGGGGGUCUCCCCCUUUGGUCUUCGAGGGAUGGCGGGCAAUGUGUGGCAGUGGUGCCGCGACACCUACCACACAAACUUCUACAUGUGCACAGAGGCCAGUGACAAAGAUGCCUGGAAUGCGGAGGAAGAAGAAGGUGCCCUGAAGAGCGAGCGUGGAGGUAGCUGGGUUGGCCCAGCCUCGUUGGCACGCAGCAGCUACCGUCGUGGGCGGCACCCCUGCGCCAAGGGCCGUUGCUUGGGCUUCCGGUGUUGUGCACCGGGCCACUUCGUGGACGGCCCCGGUGAUUAAUCUCGGUGGUAUUGGGCUGAAGGAGUGCCAGGUGCCAACUGAGGUCAGGCGGCCACAUUUCGGCACAUAGCGCCGUGUGCGAAGGAUCAAACAACCUUUGGACUCUGGACCUUCAACCACUUUGAAAGGUUGAGUGAUAGUCAGAUGGUCCGAUUUUGGAUGCCAGCAGGGUCUUGCACAGUUCAUGGGUUGAAAGAUUCUAUUCUUGAUGAAGAGGGGUUCAACAAAGCCAUGGAUGUUCAUUCAGAGUAAGGGUUCACACGCAGUCGAUGGCGCUGGAAUCUUCCCAUCAUUUCACUCGUGACGAGUUCCAGACGCAUGCUGGCACCUCAACAACGAUUGAGUGGUUUUGCGCCAGCCGUUCCAGAUUGCAAUUCAGAAAUGACGUUUUCUGAAAGAGGAUGUGCAAAUGGAUAGUCUACGCU
This is a messenger RNA of Durusdinium trenchii, 2130 nucleotides long. The record is from the annotation of a GenBank genome assembly. NCBI's taxonomy places the organism in Eukaryota, Dinophyceae, Suessiales, Symbiodiniaceae.